Molecule: messenger RNA, 4404 nt
Organism: Oryzias latipes (Japanese medaka)
Lineage: Eukaryota; Metazoa; Chordata; Actinopteri; Beloniformes; Adrianichthyidae
Gene: dpp6a
Product: dipeptidyl-peptidase 6a
Biological process (GO): regulation of potassium ion transmembrane transport; proteolysis
Cellular component (GO): plasma membrane; voltage-gated potassium channel complex
Molecular function (GO): serine-type peptidase activity; potassium channel regulator activity
Source: RefSeq, a predicted model, not a curated record
ACCCACGGAUGAACCGGCGACAGGUCCCAAGUUAGAGCGGCAAAGCCUUCAUGUCUGGGACUUUACGGCUCUCCAGCUGCCGCUUGAGGGCCGCCGUCCGGUUCGGUUCGGGAUCCUGCCCCGCUUCUUUUCCCCAGCUUUAAGUUGAGAACCGUGAGAACCGGGGACCAGCCGCCGGAGUCUGGCGGGAUAUUUCGUCCUUUUCCUCGCGCGGACGCAGGGAGUUCCUUCUCGACAUGACGUCAUUCUACCAGAGAUUUAUGGGCAAGAUCGACACGAACAAGACUUCCCCCAAUCCCCCCGAGGCGGGCCACCUCCUGGGGCAGGGGGGUGAGGGCGACCGGGGGGCAGAAAGCCAGCGGCUGCAGCGUCCCCCCCACCGCGACUGCGAGGACGAGCACGAGCUGGUGGGCAGCAACCCUCCGCAGAGGAACUGGAAGGGAAUAGCGAUCGCCCUCCUUGUCAUUCUGGUCAUCUGCUCGCUGAUCGUCACCUCCGUCAUCCUUUUGACACCAGGUGAGGACGACCGACUGGCUUUGAAGAGCAAAGUGACCGUUGGAGACCUGUUCAGAAAAGAGUUCAGGGUUCACGACCCCGACGCAAAGUGGAUCAGCAAUAAUGAGCUGCUGUACCGCAACCGGGAUGGUGAUGUUGUCAGGCUCAGCGUUGACUCUAAUGAGCAAACCAUCUUGGUGCAUAACAAGAAAUUUGAAAUGUACAAAGCCAGCAAGUAUGAAGUGUCCCCCGACCUGAAGUACGUGCUGCUGGCCUACAACGCCGCUCCGGUCUACCAGCAUUCCUACACGGCUUUCUACAUCAUCUGCAGUCUGGAGACGCCGGAGACCUGGAACCUCAACCCUCCUGAGGUGCGAAACGCUCAGCUGCAGUUCGCCGGCUGGGGCCCCAAAGACCAGCAGCUGAUUUUCAUUUUUGAAAACAACAUCUACUAUCGGUCUGAGGUGAAGAGCCGCUCCAUCCGUCUGGUGUCUUCCGGCAAAGAAGGGGUCAUCUUCAACGGGCUCAGUGAUUGGCUGUAUGAAGAGGAGAUCUUCCACUCCCACGUGGCUCACUGGUGGUCUCCUGAUGGCGCCAGGUUGGCAUACGCCACCAUUAACGACACGCUGGUGCCCAAGAUGGAGCUGCCGAUGUUCACAGGCUCGCCCUACCCGACAGGAAAGGAGUACCAUUACCCAAAGGCUGGUGAAGAAAACCCAGUGAUCAGUUUGCAUGUUGUGAACCUGAACGGUCCGCUGCACACCAUCGAGAUGAGGAGACCGGAUGAUCCCAGGAUUGGUGAGUUCUACGUGACCAUGGUGAAGUGGGCCACCACCACCAAACUGGCCAUUAACUGGCUGAACAGAGCGCAGAACAUCUCCAUCCUCACGCUGUGCGAAGCCACCACGGGAGUCUGCACCAAGAAACACGAGGAUGAAAGUGAAGGCUGGCUUCACAGGCAGGAUGAAGAGCCUCUGUUUUCCAAAGACGGACUCAAACUCUUCUUCACUCGGGCCAUUCCACAGGGAGGCCGGGGGAAGUUCUUCCACAUCUCCAUGUCCACCUCCCAGCCCAACACCAGCACAGACACGCUGCAGUCCAUCACAUCUGGAGACUGGGACGUCACGCAGGUCCUGGCCUACAACGAGGACAACCAACUGAUAUACUUCUUGAGCACUGAAGAUGGUCCCAAGCGCAGACACCUGUACAGCGCUGACACGUUUGGAUCCUUCAACCGCCGCUGUCUGACCUGCGGCUUGCCCGACAGCUGUGGCUACAUCAGCGGCUCCUUCAGCUACAACAUGAGCUACUUCCUGCUCAGAUGCCGAGGACCUGACAUCCCGUUUGUUGCUGUUUAUAAAACUCAGAGAGACGCAGAAAGUGAGACUCAGGACAGAGAAAGUAUUUCAGAAGUGUUGAAGCUGGAGAGCAAUGACAACCUGAGGCUGACCCUGGACUCCAUGCAGAUGCCCACAGUGGAGUACAAAGAGAUCAGCAUGGAUGACUACACGUUGUCCAUGCAGAUCCUGAAGCCUGCCGGCUUUGUGGACACGUCUCACUACCCGCUGCUGCUGCUCGUCAACGGGACUCCUGGGGGUCAGACUGUGUCGGAGCAGUUCCACAUGGACUGGGCCACAGUUCUGGUGAGCAGCUUCGGCGCCAUCGUGGUGCGCUGUGAUGGGCGGGGCAGCGGCUUCCAGGGCACCAACCUGCUGCACCGCAUCCAGAAGAGGCCGGGCGUGUUUGAGGAGCAGGAUCAGAGAGACGCUCUGAAUUUCAUUCUGAAAGAGCCGUAUGUGGACAAAAGCCGAGUCGGCGCUUUUGGACAGGUGUACGGCGCCUUCGUGACCAGUCUGCUGCUGAGCGGCGAGGAGUCUCCAGUGAAAUGUGGCGCCGUGCUCUCACCCAUCACAGACUUUGAGCUAUACGCCUCUGCCUUCUCCGAGCGAUACCUCGGCCUGCCCAAACCGGAUCCCAGGGCCUACGCGAUGGCAAACUUAGCUCACCGAGCUUCCCAGCUCCUGGACAAGAAGUUUCUGAUCAUCCACCCGACAGCUGACGAAAAAGUUCAUUUUCAACAUUCAGCCAAGUUCAUCUCACAGCUGAUUAGUGAAAAGGCGAACUACACCUUACAGAUCUACCCGGAUGAAGGCCACUUCCUCCACGGCGACGCCACCCGCCAGCACCUCAGCCAGUCGCUGGUCAACUUCUUUGAGGAGUGCUUCAGGCUACCAGAGCUGGUGUUUGAGGAGGCUCUGGAGGAGGAGCUUGAGGAUGAGGGUUAGACCGCCCCCGCGUGGUUCCUGCGGCCCCUCCUCCCCCCCACCCAUCGCUCCAUCCCGUGUCGGUGCCCAAGCACACCAGUGUCCAUCCCAUCAAACCCCCACAGUGGCUGUUGGAGUUCCAACACAUCCCCCCUCCAUCCAUUCCCACCUUUGGCCCCGAGGCCGGCCCCCCAGGAGCCACCAAAACUGAAGACGCUGCUUUUUGGAAGGAAGCCGUUUUCUUGACUCGGUCCUCCCCAGCGGUGGAGCGAGCCUCCCUCAGAGCGCCGAGCGGGAGGGAGACCAUAGCACACGGAGAGCCGGGCGUGGGGGCGCGCUCCUCUUUCCAGUGGUGAUGAACUUUUCCUGUGGGACCGUGCUCGUGUUUGUUGUCCUGACAGUAUGUACAAUAGCACAGAAACACUUUCUUUUGGACUCAUCCGGACCUUUGAGUUUAUUUCAGAGUCUGCCGCGCAGGGGGCGUGGCCGGGGGAGGAGCUUCAGUUGACAGAGAAACGCUCGUUUUUGUCACUGUGCCUUACUGUGUCAGAAAAGAUCCAGCUGCCAGGCCGCCGUUCCAAGCGUUUCUACAAACCCUCAUCCAACCAUCCGUCCAUGAUGCCGUUUUCUGAGUAAAGACGCUUCUUCUAACGUUGGGGGGGGGGAACCAGCAGCUGCUGCAUGAAGAGCAAAUCUAAGACACGACAUGUUCACAUUUUUAUUCUGCAAACUGAAAAUCUCUUCAACUCUCCAGAAAAUACAAGUUUUUACAAAAAUGUGAUUUCUGUGAAGAAUCAGGUCAAAUCCUGGAAGCUUUUUCAGAGUUUGAUGGCAGAAAGAUGAGGAGAAGCAAACCAUCAGCAGCCGAGCGCUUCUGUCCAAAAACCACCUACAGGUCGGGUUUAGAGGCCCUGAAGGCCCUGAAGGCUGUCGACUAAACUAAAACUAGAACUAAAGAUUAAGCUCAUUUACAGAAAGUUCUAAAAACUAAUCAGGAGGUUUCUGCUCAAAACUUCUCCUUAAAAAACUCUGAAUUUAGAUGUUUUUCUAGACAUUAGAUCCUGAAGGUCAGAUUUUUAGUUCUGGAUGAGGUUUCUGGAAGCGAGCCGGCGCUCCUGACUCCUCCUGAUGGGAUCAGUUCUACCUCUGCAGCUUGGAGGGAACGUCUUUUGGAAGCAACACCCACGCUUUAAACCAGAUCCUUUGGACCAAAUGUGGUUCAGAGGUCAGCUGUAGGUCUAGAACAGGGGAACAUCCAGAGAAUGAACUGCAUUCAUCACGCAGACGGGCUGCAGUGCAUGCGCAGACGGGCUGCAGCUCUAGUCCGGAUGGCUCUGAAUGCUCCUCUCUGGACCUCACAGCUUCCAUUUCCAGUAGUACUUGUGACAGAGAUCCUAGCCUCGUCCGUUUGAUGUGUAAAUGUCAUCGUUUAAUUCUAAAGACCCAGUGUUUGCUGAGUGUUAUCUGUGCAUUUGACAUUUCCUGUUCAUUUCUGUGGAUGUCCUUGACCUGAGCUGACUGGACUUCAUCAAAGCCAACAGGAACUGGCUGAGGACUUUCUCCAAGACGUUUUGAGGCUCAGAAGGAGAGUGAUGGCAGACUGUGGCAUGAAAGUAAAUGUUAGAUUAAAAAAGUAGAUAUUUUA